GCUUUGUUCAUGUGUUUCAUUUUCGUUCUGUUCUUGCUAAUUGCUUUAGAUUUAGUUGGUACUGGUAUACAUGUUGUUUUGAUCCUGUUCUGUUCAUCUGUGUAAACAUAAAUUCCUAGGAAAGUUGGAUUAGUUAGAACAAAGAUAAAUAUAUUGCAUUUUCCUUUCAAGAAGAUCAUUGCAAUCGAACUAUGAUGCCUUCUUGAUUUGAGUUUCGAACCAUGAUGCCUUCUUGAUUUGAGUUUCGAACAAUGCUCAUAAACUGAUUUGUAUGCUUGGUGGCAGUGGGAAAUAGUUUAUUAAAGAUUGAAACUCAAAGCUGAACUAGCUAGUGUGUGAUUUGAGGUACAUUUUGUGACAUCUUGGCUAUGCAGGGGUCUAUAAUUUGCUGAGUCUUCAUUCUGGAUAACAAUAGAAUGAGACCAUCAUUGCGUCCAGGUCUAAGAGAUCCUUCAGCUCAAAUAAAUGCAAGGAAUGGUCAUGGUCCAAAGAGUAGAAUAUAUCGUCGUACUAGAAGUGCCCCUCUUGCUAAUUACGGAGCCGUAGAGGCAAAAUGCGUUGCCGCAGUUCAACAACGUUCUCAAUCCAUUAUGCACUUGAGUUUUGUUAAAGUAGCUAUAUUCUUGACUGUCUACUUAGGAGUGGGAACUAUGUGCUUCUACUUCGUCAGGCACCAGCUCGAGGGAGACAAGACAAAAGCAGUUCUUGAUGCUGUUUAUUUCUGUGUUGUGACCAUGACCACUCUCGGAUAUGGAGACCUAGUGCCCAACAGCACACUAGCGAAACUACUGGCUUGUGCUUUUGUCUUUACAGGAAUGGCUCUUGUCGCAUUGAUCUUGAGCAAAGCAGCAGACUAUUUGGUAGAGAGGCAAGAAAUGUUUCUUACCAAAGCCCUGCAUCAGAAGUGUGGUCCAAUUGAAGUCCAUAAAGAAGUCGAGCCUAAGAGUGUGAGGUACAAAUGUGUUACGGUCUUUAUCCUUCUUUUGGUUCUUAUGGCUUCUGGCACGAUCUUCCUAGCUACAGUUGAGAAAUUCGACUUUGUGGAUGCAUUUUAUUGCGUUUGUUGCACCAUCACAAGCCUGGGGUAUGGAGAUAAGAGCUUCUCAACUGAAGCCGGGCGUGUUUUUGCAGUGUUCUGGAUAUUGGCAAGUACCACCUGUUUGGCUCAGUUUUUCCUCUACAUAGCUGAGCUAAACACCCAGCAUAGACAAAAGGCAUUGGUUAACUUGGUUCUUACUCGUGAAGUUACCAAAGUUGAUUUGGAGGCAGCUGAUCUUGAUGAUGAUGGGGUUGUUGGGGCUGCUGAGUUUGUCAUAUAUAAACUCAAAGAGAUGGGAAAGAUUAACCAAGAAGAUGUCAGACUUGUAAUGAAGGAGUUUGAAGCUCUUGAUGUCGACCAGUCUGGAACCUUGUCGAUUAAAGAUGUAACGCUUGCUCAAUCAUCUUAAACAUAAUGGUAACUGGCCUCUCGCUGCGAUGCUUCAUUUUGUAGCCUAUUGGAAGGCAAUGCAGAAUAAUCUGAGCGGUUUCACGUACGUUAAUUUGUAAUAGCUUCCUCUUCCUACUCCCUGGAAGUUCAUAGAUUUAGAGAUGUAGACAUAUCUUGUUCGCUUCAACCAAUUUCCCAACUAUGAUUGCUUCCCCUUCCGUGAUUUGAAUCUA
This is a messenger RNA of Rosa chinensis, 1662 nucleotides long. Its product is annotated as two-pore potassium channel 1. Bases 417 to 1448 code for a protein of 343 amino acids. Gene Ontology annotation, molecular function: potassium ion leak channel activity. NCBI's taxonomy places the organism in Eukaryota, Viridiplantae, Streptophyta, Magnoliopsida, Rosales, Rosaceae. The record is from RefSeq and is a predicted model, not a curated record. Gene Ontology annotation, biological process: stabilization of membrane potential; potassium ion transmembrane transport. The transcript is spliced from 2 exons. Gene Ontology annotation, cellular component: plant-type vacuole membrane.